AUGGACCAGCCGGUCGGGUUCAAGCCGGCGCUCGUGGAGCGCCUCCUCCGCAGCGCAUGGAAGCGACUUGCCGAGACCGAGGACGCCGAUGGAAGCGAUGACAGCGCCGACGACGACGACGCUGCCAUUGCCGACGGGCUCAAGGUCAAGAUCCAGCCCGACGCGGUGCCUGUCGCGGCCGAGUUCCUCCGCCUCUUUGUCCUGCAAGCGCUCGAGCGCGCCCAAGAAGAAGCCAUGAUCGACGGUAGCCCCGAGGUCGAGCCGCGCCACGUCGAGCAGAUUCUCGCCCUCUUGCUCUUGGACUUUUAG
Molecule: messenger RNA, 309 nt
Organism: Saprolegnia diclina VS20
Lineage: Eukaryota; Oomycota; Saprolegniomycetes; Saprolegniales; Saprolegniaceae
Exons: 1
Coding region: 1-309 (102 amino acids)
Biological process (GO): replication fork processing; resolution of meiotic recombination intermediates; kinetochore assembly
Cellular component (GO): FANCM-MHF complex; Fanconi anaemia nuclear complex
Source: RefSeq, a predicted model, not a curated record